AUGGAGAGUGAGAUGAAGAGGAGGAAAUACUCCACCAGCAGCAACGACUCUGACACCACCGACAGUCAUGUGACCACCUGGUCACGGUCUUCAAAGAACACCGGGACCAGCAGCACAUGGGUACGCCAUGAGCAGAAGAAACCGUCUGAGGUGUUUCGGACCGAUUUUAUUACAGCCAUGAAGUUGCCUGAUUCGGCACAGCUGAGCCCAGAGGAGUUUUAUUUCCUCUCCGACCCCUGGAGGCAGGAAUGGGAGAAGGGUGUUCAGGUGCCAGCCAAUGUGGAACCGAUUCCCGAGCCUGUAGUUCGGAUGCUUCCGGAGGUCAAUCGAAUCCCAUUCUUUUCACCGAUCCAAACCAGGGGCCAGUCAGAGUUUGGCUUCGGAGAGUCACAUGGUCUCCCUGAGCCGUUGAGCUGUUACGAUCUGGAUGAUCUGGAUGUGACCUGGCUUGAACUGGUUAAUACUGAAUUCAGACAACUAGCACUUCCAGAGCUGGACGAGCUCGCCAUGGAGCAGGUCGUGGUGGAGCUGGAGAUCAGGUGUCAGCAGAACAUGCAGCAGGCCAUCGAGACCGAGGAGGGUCUGGGUAUCGAAUACGACGAGGACGUGGUUUGUGACGUAUGCCGCUCACCUGAGGGGGAGGACGGUAAUGAGAUGGUCUUCUGUGACAAGUGCAACGUUUGUGUGCAUCAGGCGUGUUACGGGAUCUUGAAGGUGCCGCAGGGUAACUGGCUGUGCCGAAUCUGUGCCCUCGGAGUGCAGCCCAAAUGUCUGCUUUGUCCCAGGAGAGGAGGAGCUCUGAAACCCACGCGCAGUGGAACCAAGUGGGUCCACGUCAGCUGUGCCUUAUGGAUCCCCGAGGUGAGCAUUGGCUGCCCUGAGAAGAUGGAGCCUAUUACUAAAGUAUCCCACAUCCCAGCCAGUCGCUGGGCUUUGUCCUGUGGCCUGUGCCGUGAACACACAGGCACAUGUAUACAGUGCUCCAUGCCAUCCUGCAUCGUGGCCUUCCACGUGACCUGUGCGUUCGACCACGGACUAGAGAUGCGCACCACUCUAGCAGAGAACGACGAGGUGCGUUUCAAAUCAUACUGUCUAGAGCACAGUAGCAUCUCACGCUCGAGCAGCGGCGGGAAUGCGGACAGGCCCGAACUGCGGCUCGCUGGUUCCGAUCUGUCAGUGACGCAUUCGGAUCGUUCGAAGCAGGAACAAGCAGAACGCGAGAAAGCCAGCCAACGCAAGAAGAAGCUGCAAGAGCUUGAAGAUGAGUUUUACAGAUUAGUGGACCCCAAGGAUGUUGCAGAAAGCCUUUCCCUGCCCGAUGUUCAUGUGGACUUCCUCUUCCAGUACUGGAAGCUGCGACGAAAGGCCAACUUCAACCAGCCGCUGGUGACCCGCAAGAGGGAAGAGGUGGACAAUCUCGCCCAGCAGGAGCAGGACGUUUUGUAUCGCCGUCUGAAGCUCUUCACUCAUUUGCGUCAGGAUCUCGAGAGGGUCAGAAACUUGUGCUACAUGGUCACACGCAGAGAGAAGAUCAAACACUCUUUAUGCGACCUGCAGGAGAAGAUCUUUACCUUGCAGAUUCAGCUCUUAGAGAAGGACCUAGUUGGAGAAAAAACUCGGAGAGGGGAGAAGAUUCAUCGCAAUGGAGUCAGGGAACGAGUGAAAGGAAGAAGAAAGAGUAGUCCAGACAAGAAAGACAAAUGGAGAUCAGAUGACAGCUCUGUAUUCUCACAGCUGGGUAAGUAACUGAAUGAUGUGUUCGGUUUCAUCGUCUGUACAAAAGAGUUUGAAGUGGAGGAAAAUGUAGAAAUAUUCCACAUGUUCUCUAAAGGUAUUAUAUGUUUG
Sinocyclocheilus grahami is the source of this 1845-nucleotide messenger RNA. RefSeq names its product protein Jade-2-like. Gene Ontology annotation, cellular component: histone acetyltransferase complex. The record is from RefSeq and is a predicted model, not a curated record. Bases 1 to 1746 code for a protein of 581 amino acids. NCBI's taxonomy places the organism in Eukaryota, Metazoa, Chordata, Actinopteri, Cypriniformes, Cyprinidae. The transcript is spliced from 10 exons. Gene Ontology annotation, biological process: regulation of transcription by RNA polymerase II.